Molecule: messenger RNA, 2126 nt
Organism: Puma concolor (puma)
Lineage: Eukaryota; Metazoa; Chordata; Mammalia; Carnivora; Felidae
Source: RefSeq, a predicted model, not a curated record
GCGGGAGACACAGCGGGGAGGGCUCAGCCCCGGGCCCUCGAAAUGGCCUCCACCUUCCACCCACGAGAAUGUGAGCUGUCCAAACAAGAAGGGCAAAGCUAUGGCUUCUUCCUGCGAAUUGAGAAGGACACUGAUGGCCACCUGGUCCGGGUGGUUGAGAAGGGUAGCCCAGCGGAGAAGGCGGGCCUCAAGGACGGAGAUCGAGUUCUUAGGAUCAAUGGUGUCUUUGUGGACAAGGAGGAACAUAUGCAGGUUGUGGAUCUGGUCAGAAAGAGUGGGAACUCCGUGACUUUACUAGUCCUGGAUGGGGAUUCCUAUGAGAAGGCCAUGAAAAAACGGGUAGACCUGAAAGAGUUGGGUCAAAGUCGGAAGGAGCCGAGUUUGAAUGAUAAGAAACUGCCCCCUGUGGUGAAGGAAGGAGCAGAGACUUGGACGCAGCCGCGUCUCUGCUACCUGGUGAAGGAGGGGAGCAGCUAUGGCUUCUCUCUGAAAACUGUCCAAGGCAAAAAGGGAGUGUACAUGACUGAUAUAACACCUCAAGGUGUGGCUAUGAAAGCUGGUGUCCUGGCUGGUGAUCACUUGAUUGAAGUAAAUGGAGAGAAUGUAGAAGACGCCAGCCAUGAGGAAGUCGUUGCAAAGGUGAAGAGCUCUGGAGGCCGCGUCAUGUUCCUGCUGGUGGACGAGGAGACUGACAAGCUCCACACCGAGCAGAAGACCAGAUUCAGGAGAGAGACGGCCAGUUUGAAACUGCUACCCCACCAGCCCCGUCUCGUGGAGAUGAAGAAGGGGAGCAAUGGCUAUGGUUUCUACCUGAGGGCAGGCCCGGAACAGAAAGGUCAAGUCGUCAAGGACAUAGAUUCCGGAAGUCCAGCAGAGGAGGCCGGCUUGAAGAACAACGACUUGGUAGUCGCUGUCAAUGGCGAGUCUGUGGAAUCCCUGGAUCAUGACAGUGUGGUGGAAAUGAUUAGAAAGGGUGGAGAUCAGACUUCGCUGCUGGUGGUGGACAAAGAGACGGACCACAUGUAUAGACUGGCUCACUUUUCUCCAUUUCUCUACUAUCAAAGCCAAGAACUGCCUAAUGGUUCUGUCAAGGAGGCUCCGGCUCCCGCUCCGGCUCCCGCUCCGGCUCCCGCUCCUGUGGAGGUUUCAAGUCCAGAUACUACAGAGGAAGUAGGAGAUCAUAAGCCUAAACUCUGCAGGCUGGUUAAAGGUGAAAAUGGCUAUGGCUUUCACUUAAACACCAUUCAGGGUCGGCCAGGCUCGUUCGUCAAAGAGGUACAAAAGGGCAGCCCUGCCGAAUUGGCAGGGCUGGAGGAUGAGGAUAUCAUCAUCGAAGUGAAUGGAGGGAAGGUGCUGGAAGAACCCUAUGAGAAAGUGGUGGACAGAAUCCAGAAUAGUGGGAAGAAUGUCACACUCUUAGUCUGUGGAAAGAAGGCCUAUGAUUAUUUCCAGGCUAAGAAAAUCCCUAUCGUUUCCUCUAUGGCUGAUCCACUGGAUGCCCCCCCUGAUUCCAAAGAAGGAACAUUGGCAGAACCAGAGCACGACUCACACAUGGCAAAAGAACGAGCGCACAGUACAGCCUCACAUUCUUCUUCCAAUUCUGAAGACACAGAGAUGUGAUGAGAGCAAAUAAUGGCUUUGGCUGACAGCUGUUUCUGGGCGUUCAGUAAGAAUCCUUUCCCAAGGAAUGAGCUGCCACCCAUUUACUGUCUCUGUUAGAGAAGAGCUCCUCUGGGAACCAGUUCAUCACGUGUGACUCUCUUCUGUGGUCAUUUGCCUUGGGGGCAGAUACCGCAAUAGAUGGCUUAUUUAUGGUCAACUUAAGGCAGGAACCAGAUUCUUUUCAAGUGAUCUCUUUCAAGCUUCAACUUAACUACAUUUCUUUGUAUGAUGCUAUCUCUUAAUUCUAUAGGCUCCUUGAGCACCAAAGAUGAUUCACAAAUCUGUACACGUGAGAGCUCAUUAUAGUAUCUGAGCAGAUAAGCCUAUUAAAAUUAUGGUUUUGUAAGAAUGUUGUGGUUGCUAAAACAGAUGCCAUUAAGAAUGCCUGUAGAGUCUUCCUUGUUAGCUGAUCAAACCUUAAUAGUGCUUUUGUUUUUGGUAAACUUGCUUUUAUGCUUUAACUU